UUUCUGAUUUUUGUAUUUUUAAAAAUUCUGAUUUCCAUGUAAAAAAUACACAAUUACUAAAUAAAAAUAAAUAAAAACAAAAGAAAUGUGCUGCAAUAUCUACAGUCUUUUUGACACUGCAAAUGCUUUUCUUGGUGAUUUUAUUGCUCGUCAUCCAAUUAGGCAUAUUUUUGCAAGUGUUUGCUUUUUAAUUGUGCUCUCCCUGCAAUUAAUUAAUAUGGACAUUGAAUAUGAUAUUCGAGCGUCUUUUAGCCCUUUAAAUUCAAAAUCAAUGAGGGAAGCUUCUAUCUACAAAGAAUUUUUCAAUCUUUCAACUUCACCCCAACGGGCUUUUAUGCUUUUUAAAGCGAAGGAUGGGGGCACUAUGCUUCGUGAAACACAUUUAAGGGAAGUUUUGCAACUUGAUUCUGAAUUGGAUUCGACGUUGUCUUUGAGGGAUGGAAAAACUGGGUAA
Molecule: messenger RNA, 454 nt
Organism: Meloidogyne enterolobii
Lineage: Eukaryota; Metazoa; Nematoda; Chromadorea; Rhabditida; Meloidogynidae
Source: the annotation of a GenBank genome assembly